This is a messenger RNA of Astrephomene gubernaculifera, 798 nucleotides long. NCBI's taxonomy places the organism in Eukaryota, Viridiplantae, Chlorophyta, Chlorophyceae, Chlamydomonadales, Astrephomenaceae. The record is from the annotation of a GenBank genome assembly.
GUCCAGCGUCUUUAAAUUAAAAAUAUUAGGUAGCCAGAAAAGUAGAAGCUCCUAUUGACACUCUGCAUAUAGGCACGCCGUGAUUCCUCCGUGCUCCCGCCUUUACCUACCGGCCAAGGUCCCAUUAACGCCUUGCUAACAGUCAUGUUUUCGUUACCUCUUUCUUUUCUAUAAAUCUUGCUAUCCACCGUAACUUGUAUUGGUAGUUCGCUCUUCCAACUGCCAAGUGCUAUCUUGCGAAGAUAUGAAUGUGAGCCAGGCUACAACAGCUGAGGAUAAUUCACUGCGGCGUGAGGUUGGGCAUCUGGCUGUAUGGUCGGUCACGAGCGCGAAGCCCGGCAAUGGCGUGGAAAUGCUGAGGGAUGGCAGCGGGGAUACAUUCUGGCAGUCAGAUGGCCUCCAGCCACACCUCAUUAACAUCCAAUUCCAGCGCAAGAUGCCGCUCUUGGAGGUCCACCUGCACGUGGAUUACAAGCUGGACGAGAGCUACACCCCCAGCCGCGUGUCCGUGCGGGCGGGGCACACCUACCAGGACCUCAAGGAGGUCCGUGUGGUGGAGCUGGAGGAGCCCUCCGGCUGGGUGGUCAUCCCGCUGGCCCCCGAGUCCGCCCCGCCGCACACCCCCCUGCGCGCCUUCCAGCUGCAGCUGGCGGUGCUGGCAAACCACCAGAACGGCCGCGACACGCACAUACGGCAGGUGCGGGUAUAUGCGGCGCGAGCUGACUCGCACCGGUUGCUGCCGUGUGGCAUCAGCACGCAGCAGAUGGCGGCGUACUCGGCGGUGCGGUGAGAGGGGGG